AUGGCCCGUCCGGGGGCCGAGUUGCCGCCCGCGGAGACCUUAGCGCUCUGGACACGGGAGCAAGCCCAGCUGAAGGGCCGCGUGGCGGACUGGGACACGGAGGCGUGGCAGCGGGACCCGGCCUUCGCGGGGCUGCAGAGGGUCGGGGGCGUGGACGUGUCCUUUGUGAAAGGGGACAGUGCCCACGCCUGCGCCUCCCUGGUGGUGCUCAGCUACCCCGAGCUCGAGGUCAUGUACGAGGAGUGCCGCAUGGUGACCCUGACGGCGCCCUACGUGUCGGGCUUCCUGGCCUUCCGAGAGGCACCCUUCCUGGUCGAGGCCUUGCAGCGGCUGCGGGACAAGGAGCCAGGCCUCAUGCCCCAGGUUCUUCUCGUGGAUGGAAAUGGGGUGCUCCACCACCGAGGCUUUGGGGUGGCCUGUCACCUCGGCAUCCUCACAGACCUGCCUUGCGUCGGGGUGGCCAAGAAGCUCCUACAGGUGGACGGGCUGGAGAAGAGUGAGCUGCACAAGGAGAAGAUUCAACUCUUGCAGCGCGGAGGAGACACGUUUCCUCUCACUGGGGCCUCUGGGACAGUGUUGGGAAUGGCCCUGAAGAGUCAUGACCGCAGCACCAACCCCCUCUAUGUCUCCGUGGGCCACAAGAUAAGCCUGGAGGCCGCUGUGCGCCUGACCCAAGCCUGCUGCAGGUUCCGGAUCCCCGAGCCCGUGCGCCAGGCUGACAUCCGCUCCCGAGAGUACAUUCGUAGGACUUUGGGGCUUCCUGAACCCCUCAAACUGGGCCAGGAGAGGUACAACUGGCUCUCAAUCUCCAAGUCCACAGAGUCACCUCCCCUCAACCUUCAGAUUCACCUGGCCUCCCCCCAGGUCCACCCUGUCCACCUACCCCCGACCUUCCGGUCCACCUGGCCCGCCACCCCCAGGUCUCCCCAGCCUUCUGACCUGCACCCUGUUAUUAAUCGCGUCGCUGAUGAGUACCAUGGAACCACAGAGCAUCUCAGAUUCCAGGCCUGCUCCCUUCCUCGGGACAGCAUUGCAGGGCCACGCUUCCUGGGCCCUGAGCUGGCCGCCGCCUCCACGCUGCCCUGA
Messenger RNA from Elephantulus edwardii (Cape elephant shrew), 1086 nucleotides. It is a transcript of the gene ENDOV, whose product is annotated as endonuclease V. Gene Ontology annotation, molecular function: single-stranded RNA binding; RNA endonuclease activity producing 5'-phosphomonoesters, hydrolytic mechanism. Bases 1 to 1086 code for a protein of 361 amino acids. Gene Ontology annotation, biological process: DNA repair. Gene Ontology annotation, cellular component: cytoplasm; nucleolus. The transcript has 10 exons. NCBI's taxonomy places the organism in Eukaryota, Metazoa, Chordata, Mammalia, Macroscelidea, Macroscelididae. The record is from RefSeq and is a predicted model, not a curated record.